Messenger RNA from Racocetra persica, 231 nucleotides. The record is from the annotation of a GenBank genome assembly. NCBI's taxonomy places the organism in Eukaryota, Fungi, Glomeromycota, Glomeromycetes, Diversisporales, Gigasporaceae.
UAUACUUCACUUACUCUAGUUGAAGAAGAAUAUGAUAAAGAUAAAACGUAUUUGGAUCAAAAUAAUGAAAAAGAAAAUAUGAUAAAUAAUAAUCCUAUAGUUUUAAUCACAAUUUCAAGAAGUGAAGAAAGAAUAAGUGCAAAAGCUAUGCAUGAUGAGCUUCAGGAAUAUGCUGAAGAUGGCAAGAUAGAAAGGGAGGAUGUUCCAAAAUUCCAAACAAUACAAAAUUGA